Saccharomyces kudriavzevii IFO 1802 is the source of this 2664-nucleotide messenger RNA. It is a transcript of the gene CYK3, whose product is annotated as Cyk3p. Bases 1 to 2664 code for a protein of 887 amino acids. Gene Ontology annotation, molecular function: protein binding. Lineage: Eukaryota; Fungi; Ascomycota; Saccharomycetes; Saccharomycetales; Saccharomycetaceae. The transcript has a single exon. The record is from RefSeq and is a predicted model, not a curated record.
AUGGCUACUAAAUUGACAUCUUUGAAACCGCCCUUUAAGGUAAAGGCGAGGUAUGGUUGGUCAGGCCAAACCAAAGGGGACUUAGGCUUUCUGGAAGGAGAUAUCAUGGAAGUCACAAGAAUCGCCGGAUCCUGGUUCUACGGCAGAUUAUUAAGAAACAAGAAGUGUUCUGGAUAUUUUCCGCAUAAUUUUGUCAUACUUUUGGAGGAAAGAUUGAACUCGAAAUCCGUAUCCGAAAGCGAUAGACAAUCUUCAAAAACAACAGGGAUUCAAGAACAGUCUGAUAAAAUUGUCAUUCCACCUGUACCUUCGAGGUUUUCCAGCGAGGAACCAAGACCGAAAAAGAAGUUGUCUUCAUCAAUGCCCAGUUCCCCAAAAAAGCCAGCAGAUUCACUGACAAAAGCUAGAAAGGCAAGAUCAAAGGAAAAAAUAGAUGGAAAGAAUAUCUGCACUACCCAGUCACCACGAAAUCACAAUAACUCGGCACCAAAUUUACCUCUAUCUAACCAAAUCUAUCACAAAGUACAAGAUUUUGAAGAGUCCAUGAAUAAUCCAUUACCACCUCUACCACCACUACCAGACUUGAACAAUAUGGGAUGGACGGAUAAAAGGGCUCCAAAGAAAUCAUAUUCUGCCAACGAUUUAAGUUUAGCACGUUCUUCUAGAGAAUAUAACUAUUAUAAGGAUAACCAAAAAUUCUACGACGGCUUCAUCCCAGAAAUGAGAUCAUCUUUGGGGGAGGAUUCCAUUUCGUCAGGCCUAUUUUCAAACUCCCAAUAUCUAGAUGACUCUGCUUGUAGCAGUGAGAACAGCUUUGCGUUAAUGAGUGAUUUCAGUGCUACUAGCGCUGGGAGUUUUGCAAGACAUAAAUAUGCACAAUCAUUUUCUGAUUCACUACAAAGAUCCCAACAUGCAAAAAGCUCUCCAAAAAAGGCUGAUGAUUCGCAGCAAUUCAAUGAGUCCAACUCCAGUUCACGAAAUGGAAAAAUGGGUGAUAUUCUUAGGAAAAUAAUUAUUCCAAAGAGGAGCACAAAUAAUUCAUCAAGCUCAGUAUCCUCACCAAAGUCCCCGAAUUCAUAUCCCAAACUACCAGACAUCCAGAACUUGAAUCUGUCUGCAACACCGGACGAGGCUCGCGACUGGAUUUCAGUAAAAUGUCACUUGAACAGAGCAAGAACUCUUACAAAAUAUGAGAAACAUCCUAGAUAUAUGAGAGCUCUCGAAGAAAACCGAGAUUUGGUCCUACAUCCCCAAGAUUCGAUUUAUAAUGGUUUAAAUACUAAUGAAGUCAAAGGUAACCUAAAACCCGGUUUAGUUGAUGUGGAACUGGCUGAGUUGAACAUGGAGUACAUUGACAAGAUGAGUUGGAAACGGUGCAUUAAAGAUGGCAGCAUGGCAUUGGAUUCUUGGGCUCAAACAACGUUUUCAGCAAGAUAUUCAACUGUUUUGGAAAAGUUAAGAGGCAUGUACAUAUUUUGCACAGAAAUGUUUGCUUUGACUGAUGACAACGGAUCCUCGGAUUUUUCUGCAGAACCUAAAAACUUGGAGAAGAUACUAUUUAAAAAGCAUUGCACCCCAUAUGAAUUAACGUGGCUCUUUAAAAAGUUAGCCAAUGCAUUAGGUAUUACCUGUGAAAUUGUCAUAGGUUUCCUGAAGACGCCAAGUGCACUAAAUUGGGAGUUCAAGUACAACCAUUGCUGGUUAAGGAUACUAAUCAACAGAGAAUGGAGAUUCAUUGAUGUUAUUUUAGGUAAUAUAACUAAUCCGAUUCAUGAAUUUGUUAAUAACAGGAAGAUUAAGAAGGCCGAGAACAGUUACUUCUUAAUGGCUCCAUUAGAAAUGAUUUAUACACACGUACCACCAAGGGAAUUUGAACAACACAUUGUUCCCAGCAUUGAUCAAUUAUCUGCGUUAUACCUACCAUUAGUAUUUCCAUCGUUCUUCAAAAAUGAGUUGAAACUAUAUAAAUUUAGCACAGCAUUGUCCUUUUUAGAGGAUUCUGAGAUCUAUGAAUGUUCCCUAGAAAUUCCUAAUGAUGUUGAGGUGUUUGCAUCUGUAGUCAUUCCAACGGAUAAUGAAGAAAUCUCGAAUGCAUACAGAAGUAUGGAAUUAGCACUAACUCAAAUCAAAAGGCAAAAAGCUGAGUCCGGUAGAAGAAUUGCUCUCAUUAAAGCUGUCCUACCACCUGAUGUAAGCAAGAGUUCACUAUACAUACAUUCUGGUGUCAGAGGCACUCAAACGAGCAUUGCUAAUAUUCACCCCCUUUCCAUGAUGAUCCCAUUAACGCAUAAGGGAAAUAACAUGAAGUACGAAUUCGUGGCCAAAAUUCCUUCCGAAAACAUACAGAAAAUCGAACUAUACAUUGUCGAGCCACAAAGCAGGUACUUGUUUCUUGGUAAUGAGUAUUCAUUCGAAAUCAUUCAAAGCCCUUCUGAUGGUAUUAUAUACAGCAGUGAUGAAGGAUCAAACCAGAACCGCAGGCAACCAAUGGCUAUCAAGUCACCUUCGGGAAGAGUCCAAGAACUAAUCAAAAGUGAUCCCCACUUUCCCUACGGUACCUGGAAGACAAGCAUAAAAAUUAAAGAGCCUGGCGUGUGGAGCGCAUUAGUGAUUGCUGACUCUGGAAUUGGUUGGUCUGUCUUCGCCGAAUGGUUGUGCGUGUAG